AUGAAGAAGAAAAACGUCAAAAGAAAAAAUCGGCGAAUUUCCGAAAUCGAUGAAGAAGAAAAUAACGUCAAAAGAAAGGACCUGAGAAAAAAUCGGCGAAUUUCUGAUGGCGAAGAUGAGGAUAAUAACGUCAAAAGGAAGGAUCUAAGAAAAAAUCGGCGAAUUUCCGAGAAUGAAAAAAAGGAUAAUAUCGCCAAAAGAAAGAAUGUAAGAAAAUAUCAGCAAACUUCCGAUGACGAGAGUGCAGCAAAGCCCAUAAACUGGAAAAAGUCAAAAGAUCGUCGAAUGUAUUCUGAAAGUGACAACGCAGAAGAAAGUAUGGGUAAUAAAUAUUUAAGUCGACAUUCUGAUGGCCCGUUGAUUAAUACCAAAUCCGUUGGAUUCAAGCGGUAUAAAAAUUUGGACGAAAUGGACAAAGAUUUGAAAGAGGCUUUACGUCGAGAUGUUUUCUGGAAUAUUAGCAGAAUGCCCAAAGAAGGCCGAUUGAAUCCAAGCAAAACUUUCGAAUCUCAACAAGAACUCGUGACUGGGACAAUAAUCCCUACGAUUAAACAGCUCAUAGACUUAACUGUUUACCCGGUGAAUGAAAAUGUUCUUUAUCAAAUUAUAUAUAGAAGACAUCGUAGCCAGCGGGAUACAUACCGAAUCAACAAUAAAGAACUAGAGGGAAAAAAAAGGAAUCAAAAAGAAAACACAAAAAUACGCGCCAAAAAGGCUAAGAAGAACGAAAAUGAUCAACAAUCUAAAAAACAAUAA
Molecule: messenger RNA, 756 nt
Organism: Rhizophagus irregularis DAOM 181602=DAOM 197198
Lineage: Eukaryota; Fungi; Glomeromycota; Glomeromycetes; Glomerales; Glomeraceae
Source: RefSeq, a predicted model, not a curated record